Molecule: messenger RNA, 13430 nt
Organism: Astyanax mexicanus (Mexican tetra)
Lineage: Eukaryota; Metazoa; Chordata; Actinopteri; Characiformes; Acestrorhamphidae
Gene: sfpq
Product: splicing factor proline/glutamine-rich
Exons: 12
Coding region: 164-2140 (658 amino acids)
Biological process (GO): regulation of DNA-templated transcription
Cellular component (GO): nucleus
Molecular function (GO): RNA binding
Source: RefSeq, a predicted model, not a curated record
CCUUUGUUGCGCGGCUCUGUCAGCCAUUUUACGAAGAGCAGUCGGUGUAGGACAGACGGUGGUGUGACUCUUAGUCGCUGAGUUUCUACUGUUUGUACCACUGAGUGUAGUUUUAUAUUUACUGAAAUCUAUUUAACGGUUUUUACGCCCUAAAGCUCCAGCCAUGUCUCGGGACCGGUUCAGGAACAACCGCGGAGGAGGAUUCCAGCCACGCGGCCGCGGUGGGAUGGGGAUUGGAGGAGGGAUGCGCGGAGGAAUGGGGAUGGGGAUGGGGAUGAGAAUGGGAAGUCCGAAUUUCCGCAAUCAGAACAAUCCUCAGUUUCCCUUUCAGAACCGCGGCAACCAGAUGAGCGGCGGUUUUAAACAGAACCAGGGGAAUCAGCAGAACCAGGGGAAUCAGCAGAACCAGGCGCAGACUCCUAAACAGACCACCCCCCAGAAACAGGACGGAGCUAACGCCGCACAGAAGCCCGAGAUCAAAUCUCCCCCACCAUCAACACCACAGCCACAGCAGAAGACUCCACAGCCACAGGAGAAAACACCACAACAGCAAACUCAGCAGCAGCAGCAACAGAAGACCCCGCAACAACAACAGCAGCAGCAACAGAAGACCCCACAGCAGCAACAGCAGCCAAAACCGCCGCAGCAGCAGCAAGGCCCGGCCCCCCAACAGAACAAACCCCCGGCACAGCAGACCCAGCAGCCGCAGGUCGGUAACGCAGGUCCGCCGAAACUGCAGUCGCCUCCGCCCAAAAACACCAACAUGAAGCAGGAGCAAAUAACCCCACAGAACCAGGCCCGAAAACCUCCACAGAGACCAAACGCUGGAAACAACCAGAAACCGCCCCAGGCUGAGCAGGAGUCGGCCUCGCACACGGAGUUGAAGGCGAAGCUGUCAAUGCUGCGCAAACCUGGAGAGAAGACCUACACACAGCGAUGCCGUUUGUUCAUUGGAAACCUGCCCAAUGAUAUCACUGAGGCAGAGUUCAGAAAGCUGUUUGCAAAGUAUGGAGAGCCCAGUGAGACCUUCAUCAACCAGGGCAAAGGUUUUGGAUUCAUCAGACUGGAGUCCCGUGCUGUAGCUGAGAUCGCAAAAGCUGAACUGGAUGACAUACCAAUGAAGGGCAGACCACUAAGGGUUCGCUUUGCAACUCACUCUGCUGCUCUGUCUGUGCGCAACCUGUCCCCCUUUGUCUCCAACGAGCUGCUCGAAGAGGCGUUCUCUCAGUUUGGUCAAGUCGAGAGAGCCAUUGUCGUUGUCGAUGACCGCGGACGCUCAACUGGAAAGGGAAUUGUUGAGUUUGCCACCAAGCCUGCGGCACGGAAGGCACUUGAUCGGUGUGCCGAUGGCGUCUUCCUGCUUACCUCGGCACCACGUCCAAUUGUUGUUGAACCAUUAGAACAGUAUGACGAUGAGGAUGGUCUGCCAGAGAAGCUUGCCCAGAAGAAUCCAAAUUAUCAGAAAGAGAGAGAGCAGCCUCCACGCUUUGCUCGACCGGGUACCUUUGAGUUUGAAUACUCCCAGCGUUGGAAGUCCCUUGAUGACAUGGAGAAACAACAGAGGCAGCAAGUUGAGAAAAAUAUCCGCGAGGCCCGUGAAAAACUGGAGGCGGAAAUGGACGAUGCCUAUCAUGAGCAUCAAGCUAAUUUACUUCGCCAGGAUCUUCUCAGGCGCCAGGAGGAGCUGCGACGCAUGGAAGAGAUGCAUAGCCAGGAAAUGCAGAAACGGAAAGAGAUGCAGCUAAGACAAGAGGAGGAACGCCGUAGACGUGAGGAGGAACUGCUUCGGCAGAGGGAGCUGGAGGAGCAGAUGAGGCGCAAGCGUGAGGAGUCCUACAGGAUGGGUGGCUUCAUGGAUAAUAGGGAGAGGGAGAUGAGGAUGAAUGCUGGAAGUGGUCUUGGGAUGGCAGAUAUGCCUUUUGGCUCCUCCAACCAGAAGUUUCAGUUGUCUGGAAUGAACUUUGACGGUCACCAGGGAAUGGGUGGAGCAGGAGCAGGGGGCAUGGUGCCCAAUGAAAUGCACCAUGAGCGUUUCUCUCAAGGUGGCCCUGGAGGUCCUAGGGGGAUGGGUCCUGGCAAUGCAGGAUUUGGCAGGGUCCGUGAGGAAUUCGAUGGACCUGCCAAGAAGCCACGCUUCUGAUCUGGCACUUUUAUAUUAUAGAGCUCAUGUUUGGAUUCCCAGAGGUUCUGGGGUCUUAAUGUAUUUAAGUUUAAAAUGUUUCUUUACAGUUUUAGACUCAAAAAACGUACCCUGUUUGUGGCAAUGUUUUUUUGUAAGUUGUAUGUUUCAAGUUAAAGUAGUGAACUGCUCAGCGGGAGUGAUCUCUUGCUUAGUUUAUCUUAUGUACACUCUUACUUAUAUCAUGCAAUGUUACUUGUUAUGCUGGUAAUUCUUGUAAGUUGUUUUGAUCUCUAUGGCCGUGUUCUAUGCCAUUCAACGUUUUUGAAGUAAUCCAUGUAAAUUUACAAUAAAGCGUCCAGUUGGUUCUUUAAACUCCACAUAAGCGUUGUUGGCGCAGUGUUUGACUCAAAUCUAAAAAUAUUCUCUAAGCUUAUCUAAGAAAUGUUCAAAAUGCAAGGCCUAAAAUCUAUUUAUAUUGUUGUGGCCAAUUUAUGCUUCUGCGUCGAAUCUACACCGUAGCCCACAUGGACCCUGCGGCAUAGCCUCUUCGGAAAUUUAAAUGUGCGAUGUGGCAUUGUGGAACACAGUAACUGUGAUUGGUUUACCAAGCUUCGUGUUCCAGCCUUCAAAUUCCUACUUCACUGUUAAAACAGAGAUGAGUAGGUAUGAACACAUGCAAGUGUUAACUUGCUACACUUCAGGCACUGUGUUGACUCGACACAGAAGUAUAAAUCAGCCUAUAGAAUAGGGAUCACACUAGUAGGGGUGUUGAUUGGCGUUUUGUACUAAAACGAUGAUUGGGAUGCAUUAUGUUUUGUCUGAUAAAUACAGCAAGAUUUGAUAUACAUGGUUUCUGUCUGAGACAACCAUGUCCACCUGAACCGAUCUUCUACUGCUUCCAUCUAUGUAGUAGAUUGCCUCUCAUAUGCUUAUUUUAGCAAUUGAUCUUGAACCAAUGAAAGCAGAAUGCAUUUUCACAUUUCGGAAAUAAGAUAUUGCACUGUAUUGUCAGGACAAACAAAAUAAUUGUAUUGUGAAAUUUGUAUCGCACCCCUACUAUAAAAUUAAUUAAUUAAUUCUAUAUGACAUUUUUGAUCCUACAUGUGGCUUUAUAAUUGACUUUAUAAUUAAUUACAUUUUGUAGUAAUGAUUUAAAUGGGUUUACAUUUUUAACUUUGAAUUUAUUUACAGUAUGAUUUUGGCUUAUACAUGUGGGAUGGGCUGAUUAAACUGUUUAGUGGUGGUUGGGUAGUGUAACUCCUGCUAAUGUAGCUGUAAGGGAUACAAAGACAACUAAAUCUUGUGGUGCUGAUCAGCACCAAUACAGAAUAAUUUGACCAGUUUUGCCAUACAAUUUCUUUGGUGAGUCCUAUGUCCAUAAUGUUAAAACAUAGUUGUGAGAAAUUUAAGAUGGCUUUAGAUAAAUCCACAAUUAGCAACCAUGUUGUGGAAAUCUCAAAUUUAAUCCUGCUGGAAAUAGGAAUGCAGCGAUUUAAAAAUCAACCAGUUCAUUGAUUAAAAAACAAAUAAUAAUUCUUAAUGGAAACCUUGCAUGCAGCGACAUUUUACUUAUUUAUUCAAAUCACAAUAUUGCAGCCCUCACCUUUAAUGUUCUAUCAUGUUUAACUUAUUUUGGAACAUCUGAAUUUAUAGAUUUAAUGCAGAAAGCAACUAUCCUCCAGUGCAUCAUUGCUAUUGCAUACAUGCUCUGACAGGUUAUAAACACCAACCUAAGCCCAAAUUAAGAAACGUGUAGAUAAUUGUAUAAUAGUAAAAAAAAGAAAAGAAAAAAAGAAAUAAUUGAUCCUAGUACGGAUUCACCAUGUUAAUUCUUCUCUGUACUAAACAUUUUUAUUGAUCUUUUCUCUGAGAAAGUAGUGGGCAUAAUUUAUACACAAUUAUCUAAAAAAUAGUUUUCUUUCUAGACAGAGAGACCUAAAAGAACAAAAGUAUCACUGCUGCUGUUUGUUGGUGCUUUUUGUUUUUCCUCCCUUAACAGGCAACUGUUCUUUUCUGUGGACCUCUCAACUUGUGGCAGUUACCCGCACAGUCACGAUCAACAGUGUUCUGAAGUGGCUUCAUUAGUGUAGCAAUGUAGCCUCAUAACAUGGACAAUGCAAGUUCUGUGUGGUUUCCUUUCAGAACAUAAAUCUUAAAUUAAUUUUCCUUGGAGUUUUUUUGGACAUUUUUGGGACAUUUUCAUUUUUUGUAUUUUUGAUGAUCAUUUUGAGGGUUUUCAGUAAUCAGUUUGUAUAUUUUGGAAAUUGUAGUAUUUUUCUUUUUACUUUUUUCUUUCAGGUUUUUUUUUCUCUCUUUUUUUGACAAUAAUAUAAGCUCUGUAGGGUUUUUUCCACAUCUUUGGCAGAAGUACAUUCUAUUAGGUGGUAAGUAACACAUUCAUUACCCCCAAAAAAUAAUUAGUUGUAACUUGUGUUUUUGACCACACUGAUUCUUAGCCAUAUUUACAACCAGUGUGGUAUACACUAACUUUUAUUUGGAUUGUUGGAGUAGAGAAAACACUUCAAGUAAAGGGGCAUUUGAGAACCAAGAUCAGGAAGCAAGCAAAUAAAGGAUAAGCAAACAUCAGUAAGAUGUUGAGCUGCCAGUAACAAACUUGCUGUGCAUUGGCAUAGAUCCUGUCGUUCUCUUAAAGUACCCAAAGGAUAAAAGGGAGCACUGUGCGAAGGCUAUUGCACACUGUGCAUUCUUCACCCAGCAUCACAAAAAACAUUGUUUUGGUGAAGGAGCACUAAUCGAGCACAUACGCACCCACACACUGCACCAGAGCAUGCUGUUCAGUAUUUAAAUGCUUUUGGGUUUAAUUUAACACCGUUAUCAUACAACACACAACUGGCAUCAUAAGCCUUAAUAUUUACAUAGCUGCUCUUUAAUUUCCAUACAUGUACAAGCAUCACACAUGCAUGCCUUUCAUUACAAUUUAUUUAUUUAUUUAUUUAUAUAUUUUUUUUUCAUUUGUUUUUCGUGUCUAAUUAGUUGACACUUCUCUGUUGCCUAGUGAACACAUUUUUUAUUGAUCUUUUCCAUCUUGAUGUGAAAUCUCACAUCUGAAGACAUUUUCACUACAUCUAAUCAUACAUAUGCAUGUCAUGGCAAUGUGAGGCUUUCAAUACUUUAACUUGUUCUUUUUUUGUGCUGAAAGGAGUGUACAUGUUAUCCAAUAGAGGAAAAGGACACCUAUUGUUUGACAAAACAUUCCAUAGCAAGUUGUACUUUGACCAGGGGAUCUGGCACAAUCAUGUUAUUGGUAGAAUUUAGUUAAACUUCUUGCUACCAUCACUGUGCUCAUUUUGUUGUUGGGGUUGAACACUUUAUGCCUACAUUGCAGUCAUCUUUAAGAUGGCUUUUUCCUCCAUGUGGUCAGCUGCAAACUCUAGUCGAGCUUGGCUGUUAAUUUUAGAGGAGCUUUCCUACUGCUACAAAUGUGAAAAAUAGCCAUUUUCUACAGUGUUUUAAAUUAAAGCAUGUGCCUUGAUUUAACUCAGCUAGGGGUUGAGCAACAAGGCCUAUGGGGUCUUCCAGAUGAUCACCUUUACCAUUUAACUACUCGUGUACAGUUUAUUUUAUUUUCAAAUUACAGACUACACCGUCCCAGUGUAAACAAAAGAUAACCACAGUAAGUAAAAUGCAUCGGAAAAGAACAGCUUGGACAUUGAAAGCCCAAUAUUGCCAUGACAUUCAUGGUUGUGAUUGUGUAAACGUCUUAUCACAUGUAUAUGCAUCUUGUGAAGAGGUAAGCCCUUUAAAAAGUAUUAUUUUUCAUUAUACUAACAAAUUUUAAUUAUUAGACCCGUCUCAGUUUUUGAGAAUCGGUCCAUACCAGAAGCUCGUUUUGGUUCUAGAUCAUGACCAUUUGUAUUUGUUGAAUAGGUAGUAGCCCUCUUUAAGGCCAAGCCUUAAGAGUAUUUUAGCCCGUGUUUACCUAAUUUUAGCAUUAAAGUAUAUAGUGGUGUCUUCAGACAACGAUGAAAAAAGGGGCACGUAAAGGCUUUUGCUUGAGGCAGAUGAGCAAGACUUCACACAUGGUGUGCAAACCGCUGCACAUUCUAUGUAGGGCUGCAACGAUUAGUCGAAAUAAUCGAUUUUAACUACAAAUUUCAUUGUCGACUUAUCGUUAAUUUGUAAGAGUCCUGCAUUACACAAAGUGCUGGGGACAAGUGCUCAAACACAACAGGUUAUAUAUUUAUUUAUAUAUAACAACAUACAGACAAUUAAAUGCCUUUUAAAUCGUAUGUUCAUCUGUUUUUAUUGUUUUUAGAGAUGAACAUGGCAGAAAUAAUCGUUGACUAAUCAAAAAAAUAAUUCAGAUUAGUUGACUACCAAAUUGAUCAUUAGUUGCAGCCCAAAUGCUAUGAGCGUUUGUAUGUGCCACUUAUAUUUAUACAUUUUUCAUCAAAACACUGGGUGCAGCGCAAAGAAAUGCCAAUGGAAAGACAGCUGAAACAAUAAAUUUGGAAAUGCACGGCCAUAAUACGCCGCCAUAGCUUUGGGCAGAAACCACCAUAGUUCUUUUUGGCACUCUCGCAAUGACUUGCAAUGAUUCAGUUAUAAACCCAGGUUUUUUUUUUAUUUAUAUAUAUAAUCAAAAAUGAAAAACUAAAAAUCUGCAUGUAAACAGUUUACAAUACACAGUCGCCUUUUUUGUGAACUGUUUUAAAAUGUUAACUGAAAAGACUAAUUCUUACACCAAAGGCAAAAGCUUCAGAAACAACGAAGAAACCACCAAAGACAAGAAAUUGUCAAAGAAAGGUAACCUCACAUAUACACCCUGUCUGUGUUACAUUAACUACUGUCUCCUGUCCUGAACUGGUACACCACAAUUGUCAGUUGCACAUAAUCGUACUAUUACUAUCCAGAUGUAUAAAACAUUUUGAUGGCUAAUAUUCUUACCUACAGAAAUGUGUAUGUCUGAAAUCCACUCUGGUGCUAAGGUAAUGACAAACAACUUUCAAACUAACUUAAGCAUAACUUUAAAUCUUGGGCUGCUGUUUUGCACUGUCCAUGUGGCUUAGUGGCAGUUUGACUGGCGUUUAAAUCUAGCUCAGGAAUUCUUGUGGAGCAGUGGCAAUCCUUACUGCCUUCACAAUGCUGACCAUUGUAUUGUACUUAGUUUUGCGCCUAAGAUUUUGACAUCAGUAUGUGAGGGAUUGGCUUUCCAAAGAUAACGAAGUGACCUUGAGUAUUUUCAAAUGUGCCUGUCUUAGGAACGGCAAAUUGCAAAAUAAAUCUACUAACGAAGCUUGUUCUUUUCUCAGAGACCUAUAUACUUCUGGGGUUUAGAAGAGUUUCUGGCAGAACAGUAUACAUUUCCCCACAUUUGUUGAUUUAAAUUUUAAUUAUUUGUAUUGUGUUUUUACAGUUUUAAAUGUGCAAGACUUGAUAUGCACAGCCUAUAGCCAUAAACACUCACAAUAAGGUGUAAAAUGCCAGUGUAAUUUGUAACGCAUAACAAUCUGCAUUCUUAGCAUUGCAGUGUAGGGGGUGCUACAGAGACAAAGACCUGGCCAAGUUGUCUUUGUACUGCUGGGUACUUACUCCAAGUCAGCUGUUGUGGGAGACACGACAAUCAAUGUUGCUGAGCUACCUCGCUAAUGUGAAGAUCACUAGUGCACUACGAUAAACACGUUUUGUAAAACAGUAUCAUGGUCAAAGAUUUUUGGGCAUGACCCAGACAAGUGUGGCUCAUUUGGUUUUGUAAAAUUAUGAAGGAAAAUAUAAUAUCCUGCAGUGUUAAAUUGCAUUGCUUGAUAAAAUAGUUGUACCCAUUUAACACUGCUGUGAUUGCCAAGCAAUACUGCUCAGCAGCAAUUGCAUUUACGUGCUUGUAUGUUGAAUAUUCGAUAACGGUUAAUGUAAUCUGACCAGUCUGAUUCUAAAUCAAAAACUAAAAGUAUUAAUAAAUAUAAUAUAUAAAUAUUGGUCUCUUAAGCUGUUGAGAUGGCUUUGUGUAUGAUUUCUUUGCAGAUGUGUGCCAAAGUAACUUUCGACACAUUUGCAAAACAUAUCUAAUUGUUCAUUUUCUUAAAAUGUAAUAAAAUUGCUGGAAAACUGCAAGUUUGUUCUAAAAAUAAACAUGAAAAACAGCUACUUCAAUAUUUUCCUAAACCGUUUUUCUAAUAUGUAAUUAAUGGGUGAAACAGUAUAUUCAGGUGGGAAAUUGAGCAGUACAGACAUGAAGGCAAAUGUUAUAAAACUAAUUGUGUGCCCAGAUAAAUUGACAGGUCUGGCAAGAGCGUGAUCUCCAGUGAUUAUAUAGAAGUUUGUCUUUGGCUAGUUGAUUUGGCAAUGUAAUACUUUUCCUACCUAAACUUUAAAAUGAAUUUACGAAGGCAAUUACGUUUUAAUUAAAGGUUAUGGAAAAGCAACAAUUUCUUAAAAUGGGAUUUGGAUCAUAAUUACAUUUUGGUUUCAGGCUAACAUUAAGAGACUCCUCUUCGCAACGGAAUUAUUCUGAAUGUACUGCUGCAUAUGCAGGCUCAGCUGCCAGUUAAAAAUUAAAUUAUGGACUUUCAGAAUGAAUGUAUGGUGCAUGCUUGCUCAGCUGGAUCUACCUUUCUAUGAACACAGCAGAACUUACAGAAUGUUGAUUAUGCUUGAUCAGUAUCUGGCAGCUUUAGCUAGAAACUCCAGAAUUCAGCUGUGCAUUUGGUGAAUUUUGUUAUCUGAUCUAGUAUAAUUAAAACUAGGCUUAAUAUGUUCUGAUCUGACCUGUGCAGUAGCCACACCUUAGGUGCACACUUUAUGGGCCAGCCGCCCCACAUUCCUCGAUAAUUCUAAUGUGUUUAAAAACAUGGCUGUUUAAGCCUUUUUCUUAGUUGUAUUUAGAGUUAAUUGCUAAAUUAUUCAGUAAACUUGACUGACUAAUGCAAAAGAAGUCAAUCAUGCUUAUAAACAAUUGUUUAAAAGUGAGUUUGGAGAUAAAUAUACCCAUGCAUUAUUGUAUCUGAUUAAGACUUAAUUCUGCUAUAGAGUUACCUUUUUUACUAUUGGAAAACCUCAAUCUAUCCCAUACAAAUACACAAUUACUUACUGAUGUCCUUACUUGAUUUACUAAAGUUACUGCUUUAUUACUCCAUAUGGUGGCGCUAAUCAAGUGAAAAUAUUGUUUGAAACUGAUACCAAUAAAUACAUAAAUUGUUAGGAUUUGCUUAAUUAGGAGUAUUUUAUAGUUUUCAGUAAUGCAAAUGCCGCCAAGUAUCGUACACAAUUGUGCAUUGUAUAUUGAGUAUUGCAGAGACACAGUAUUAUAAUGUCUUGGGCACUGCAUUGUAUUUUGAAAUGCCCUGUGACUUUCACCUCUAUUAUACAUCCUACCAGAUAAUUACUAACUUGCAACAUUAAGUUUCAUGCCCUCAUUAGAUUAUUUACAGCCAGUAGGGAGUAAACGUUGACAGUUCGUGCACAUUUAUUUGCCUUAAGAGUUGACCUAGCAAAUUGCUCUUUUAGUAUCAUGGAAAAUAAUUUUGUGGCCAUUUAUGCCAUGUGGCUAUGGCAUAGUUUACGUUUCACACUUAAGAUAAUGUGCAGUAAAUAUAUAUUUUACAGUAUAUAAAAAAUAUUUUGCCCUCCACUUACUCUACAAUAUGUAAGCUCAACUGGCACAAGUAGUGCACACAUGCUGAAUCCUAAUAGAAUUCAAAGUAUUAUACGCAUUGGGCAAAUUUCAUUCAUGUGACAGCCGUAGUAUUCAUUUGUUUAAGAAAGUCUCACACUGUCUUGUAACAGUGUUACACUACUGUUACAAGAAAGUAUAUCUUACUGUUAAGUGCCACGUUGUAUUACUUUACCCACAACACAAAAGAAGACGGUCAAUAUGUAACAAUCAAUCCAUUCCUAUAAGGUCAGUGGAAAUUGAUGCGACUCUGAGAGGAGAGCCUGUCUCUGUGUCUGUAAUGUGAAUGGCAUGUAUGAUGGAUGGUGGUGCUGUAGCUGAGCAGUAGCGGCCAGUGUCCAGCUUGCCCUGCUCCACAGUUGAGACUCCAGCAGUUGGUUACAGUGAGGAUGGUAGUGCUACAGAACAGUGGACAGUUGAGCCUGGACUUGUUUACGUCAAAAGGUUUGCUUGCAUAUCAAGAAGAGGUAAGUGCACAUGUCUUUUGUUUAAUAAGGGUGAAGAGGCAGGACCGCUUGGGCUUCCUGAAUCACAUCACAUGCUGAUGUUACUGGGGUUAUGGCAUCACACUUCUGAAAAUGGAUUCACAGUGCAGAAAUGUUUUUGUCCUAUGGACUCAGUAUGGAAAACAACUGUUUACAUCUUGUAGCUGGUGUACAAUGCAUAAACAUUUCCCUAUGAACAGCAACAAACCGAUAAAUGUCUGGUAGUUAAGGAGUUGCUGAACAUUUCAUGUGAAGUGUAUAAAAUGAACAUGACUGGGGUGGGAUGGCAAUGUACAAAUAUGCUAAAAAAAAAAAAAAAAAAGGUAAUGUUUAGGAAAGCACUGCAUCGUUCUCUGCAAAUGUACACUUCUGAGGUGGCUGAGGGUGGGGACUUGCGCUGUACUGUAGACCUCAUCUUGAAUUAGAUCUGUGUUUAGAUUAUUCCUGCAAGCUGCCUAAAUAUUUGCACUUUGUGGACUUGUACUUUCCUUUUUGGACUUCAUCCGACCUGCUUUAUGAUCCUCUGUGGCACAUUUAAACAUUAUAGUAAACUUGCUUUUAUAGCUUACUUGGACUUUAAUGUUCUAUUUGAGUCUGAAGGAAUUCUUGACCUGUAUGUUCUUUGAAGUACUUGUCUGUGAGUUUUUACACAACUCUGUCUGAAAGCUGAUAUCUUGCAUCACUAACACUAUUCACACUGUGUACGUCACUCAGGUUUGGUACAUUAUCAGAACACAGCAGAGCAAACAAACUAUCCUGAUGAUGCACAACAGCACACAAUGCAGACUGCUUUUAACAAUGGCCAGAAGUACAGCAGCAACAGUUGAAAAGCUAAAAGUAUUGUCCAAAAUGCUGGAGAUUGUGAGCAGCUCUUUUUAUCCGUUUCCACAUUGAGCUCCACAGUGUAGAUCUGCAAAGGGUGCUCUGAGUUUCACAGCAUUUAAAAUGUUUGAGUAACUUAAUCUUAAGAGAUGUAUGGCACAUUACAGAGAGGAGGUGGUCUUAGUCCAAUCCCAAACAAACUGGAGAGGUUUGCUUUUGGUGAUGUGAUCUGGUCUUGAUCAGAAGCUAAACAGUUUAAUCUGAUAUUUGCCAGAUAUAGCAAAUUAUCACAGUCAUAACCAAACGCUGUCUGUGCUGCGUUCACUACUCCCAGCUUCGUAUACAUCUAUGUGUACAAUCGCGCUGCACGUAUUGUUGGAAACAGAUAUACGCGCUGGAACACAGGAUCUUAUUGCUAUAUUCACUUUCCUGCUUCUGUGCCAGACAGUUCAGACCAGUCAGAGAAAACUGUUUAUUCAAAUAUUUUGCCCUCUUUUUACAAUUUUUUUUUUAACACUAAGCCUCCAUUAUCAAUAGGAUGCACUGCAGUAGUUGUGGCGCACAUUUAUUUAUAUUUAAAUUUAUUUAAAUCACAAGACUUAACAAUUAUCAAAAGGCACAAAAUAACCAAUUGAUGCCAAUGUCAAUUUAAAUAUCAAGUAUACAAUUCACAAAAAGUACCCUUUUAAAAAAUAGUUUUGCUAAUUAAGAGUACCUUACAGGUUGAUUAGAUAUGCAGAUUGAUAAGUAGAUCAGCCUUCACAUAUAUUGUGAUGCCAACUCUGAAAUAAAUGUAGAUGACCAGGCAGCCUCUGGUGCAAGGUGUUGCUAUUUUUGUAUCAUGUGUUCUUUCCUGAUUCUCCAUGACAAAUCUAGCUUAAUGCUUUAAACCUACCAAGUGUGUUUUAGCCAACAUGUCGUUUGUCAGAAGCCUACAAUUCCUAUUCAACUUGACUGUGUGACUGUGUUCACUAUUCCUAUUGCUGCUUGUCUCCAUGGACAGUUUCUACUAAUUUCACUCAUUUUAGUAACCCACAACAUGGUGUUUUAAAAUGUCUGGCGUAUGUUGUAUUAAACAGUGUUUGGUGUAUGUAUCCCCAGUGUAGGGGGUACAGUCGCUUUGUAAAGCAAAUACUGGAUUAGCAUCAUGGCUGUCCAGGUGUGUGUGUCUAUCUGCACUGUGAUCCAUUUCCUCAGUCUCUGUGGUUAGUUAACUGACCUUUACUGCACCUUUUAUGAAGUGUGAUGCCAGAACUUCCACCUUUUUCUCUAAUUGCUGCCUGUGAAUAGGCAGACUUAAAUGCAACCCAUCAGGAUCUACACUACAGAACCCCAGAAAGAACUGUGCAUGAGGUGAUAUGGUCUAAUAAUAUAAUUAGUGGGCUGUAACUUACACUUCCCACAUUUACUUUUGUAAUCAGUUUUUCAGCUCGACAUGAGUCAACACUUUUCUUUCUUUUAUUAGAAGCAAACAGGCUAAAUGUUUCCUCUUUAUGUAUUUAUAAAUAUAUAAACAUAAACAUUAAAUAUAUAAAUAUAAACAUUAUAUAUUUAUGUUCACACAAUCAGUAAUUAACCACUUGAAAUGUGUAAGUAGUCAAAGUAGAAUUAGUUCUUUGUGUAAAGUACGAAAUAACAGAAUAGAUCCAGCUUUUAUCUACAUUAUCUUAGUUGUGUGAAUGAUCUGUGCUCUCAGUUUUGCUUGUUUGCUUACUAUCUGUUUCUCGCUGCAGGGGCAUCGAGUGGUGGACGCAGGGUAACCGCCAAACCUUUUGCAAAUAAGAUCCUCACAGCACACGUUAGUACUUUUCUUCAAACCUACUCUAUAGGUUGUUGGAGAAUAAAUGUAAUCUGAGACAGCACUCAUUGAGGCUCUCAACCACACACUCCUUAUGAAGAAGAAACCUAAAGGGAGAGUGACAGAAUGUAUUGGACAGCAGAAGGAUAACCGUUGUAUUUUGCAAUGCUUCAAGUCACCUGUUAGAUUACGAUCGGAUUUUAUUAUUUAUUUAUUCUUUUUUUUUGGACAUAAACAGUUGGAGGUGAACAACUGUUCCCAUUGAUUUAUAACGAAGGAAAUUAAAUUCCAUCUGUUCCAAUACUUUACAACUUAUCUUUACACGUAUCUGUGCUAUGUUGUCCACAACAGGUUAAAUUCUGGGGGUUGUGUUUCACUUUUAUCACUGUUGUAUCUGGAGUUGCCGUUAAUUCUGGCGCCGAUCCAGUGUAGAGGUCAGGAGCAUGCAAGCUGAUAGCGCCGAACACAAGGUUCUGUGAAUGUGGGUCAAUAGUCCUGUCUGACCUGCAUUACACAGUGGCCAGCUAGGGUGUUUUGUAAAAGGUUUGUAAAAUAAAGAUUGUUUUUACCAUC